Molecule: messenger RNA, 558 nt
Organism: Gaeumannomyces tritici R3-111a-1
Lineage: Eukaryota; Fungi; Ascomycota; Sordariomycetes; Magnaporthales; Magnaporthaceae
Exons: 3
Coding region: 1-558 (185 amino acids)
Biological process (GO): regulation of Ras protein signal transduction; regulation of proteolysis
Molecular function (GO): peptidase inhibitor activity; phospholipid binding
Source: RefSeq, a predicted model, not a curated record
AUGCCGUUUGACGCCCAAGCCGUUGUGGACUCCAUCUCGCGCGCCGGGCUCGCCCCCGGUGCCACCCCGCUGAUCCCAGCCGACUUCGAGCCGACGACGGAGCUGUCGGUCGUCUACGGGGGAGCAAAGCCCUCGCGCUGGGCAACCUCUUCCGGCCCGGCCUCCUCGGGGGCGGCCACCUACACGCUGCUCCUGGUCGACCCGGACGCGCCCUACCCGGACGACACGCAGUUCGCAAACUGGAGGCACUGGGUCGUCACGGGGCUCAGGCCGACAACUGGAGCGUCCGCCGCCGGCGACGCCGCUGCCGCGGGGGUCACCCUGACGGCGUACCUAGGGCCUGGACCUAAGGACGACUCGGAGCCGCACCGCUACCUCUUCCAGCUAUUUAAAGAGCCCGAGGGCGGGCUGGGCGCCUUGACAAAGGCGGACGUGGGCGGCGAAGAGUUUGUCGACCGCAGGUCCUUCGACAGCCCCGCGUGGGCGGCCAGGCAUGGCCUCGAGCUGGUGGCGCUGAACUGGAUGCUUUGCGCGGCGGACGCGUGGGAGCAAAAAUAG